CAUAUUAAGUUUAUAUCUUAAUGAUCAACUUAAAUAUUUGCAAAUCCCAAAUUGAUCAAAAAAUAUUUCACUAAUCAUUCAUACGCCAUGAGAAACUCUUCAUUAUUUUUCUUUCUAAUCAUAUACAUAUCUCUACAAUUUCAUAUACAUCCAUCAAAUUCACAACAACCAUAUGAAAAGAAUAACCAACUAAACUGUAGUAAUGACAUAAACACACAUGGAUACCAAUGCGAUAGCUCAUCAAACUCUUGUUUAUCCUAUAUCACCUUUAGAUCACAACCACCCUCGUAUUCGACCCCUCCAAACAUCGCCUUUCUCCUCAACUCUAGUGCUUCUCAAAUCGGAGACCUCAACAACAUCUCCGAGUUGGAUCCCAUACCAUCAGGCCGUCCUGUCAUUGUUCCUGUCCCUUGCUCCUGCACGAGGACACGAACGAAUGAUUUGUAUUUUCAGCAUAAUGCACAAUACAAAUUGCAAGUCCAAGGUGAAACAUAUUUUUCAACAGCAACUAAAAUAUAUCAAGGGUUAACUACUUGUCAAUCUUUGAUGGAUCAGAAUAAAUUCAUCUUUAAUAAUCUAACUGUUGGGGAACAGCUGGUGGUGCCUAUCAGGUGUGCCUGUCCAUCUGAUCAGCAGAAGGCUAGAAAUUAUAAGUAUUUGGUGUCAUACCUUGUUACACGAGGUGAUAGUUUUUCUAUGAUUGCUAAUAUGUUUAGGGUUGAUCAGCAGAGUAUUUUAGAUGCUAAUCAGCUUGAAUUAACUGAUACAAUCUACCCUGCUACUACCCUUUUAGUGCCUCUAAAAUCAAUUCCUACUCGAAUAAACCUGCAGUCGACUCCAUCAGCUCCAACACCUGAUAUGCCUCCUGUUACUCCUAAUACCGGUAGUAGCGAUUCUUCGAAAAAUAAGGAGAUUAUAGGAAUAGGUAUUGGAGUUGGAAUUUUAGUAAUUGCUCUUAUUUUCUUCUUCGCUUGGUUCUUCCUAAUCCGACCUUCCAAGAAGAAACGGUUUAUUGGCUCUAAAGCAGAGGAAAAAGUUGUCAGAACACCUGAUUCGUCGUCUGUUUUCACACCCUUACCAACAUCUUUUACUACUUGUUCUCAGAUCAAUAAUAAUUCUGGCACUAAUUCUAAAUCAGGGUACGCCUAUUCAGAAGAUUUGAAGCUGGCAAUUGGGUCGUUGACUGUUUACAAAUAUAAAGAUAUUGAUAGAGCAACCGCGAAGUUUAGUGAAGGGAAUAGGAUUACAGGUUCUAUGUUUAAAGGUGAAUUUAAUGGGGAUCAAGCAGUAAUCAAGAUUUUAAAAGGUAAUGUUCCAAACGAUGAGAUUAUGAUUUUGAAGAAUAUUAAUCACUCGAAUAUAAUUCGUUUAUCAGGGUAUUGCAUCCAUGAGGGAAACACAUACCUUGUAUUCGAAUAUGCUGAAAAUGGUUCACUGGAUAAUUGGCUAUUUCGAUCACAAAAACAAGCACUUAUAGAUGAUGAUGAUGAUUCAGACUGUUUACCUGUUCUUACAUGGAAACAGAGAGUUCAAAUAGCGUUUAAUGUAGCUGAUGCCUUAAAUUACAUACAUAGCUAUAUUGAUGAUCCUUACGUUCACAAGAAUGUAAAGAGUAGUAAUAUAGUUUUAGACAGCAAUUUUCGAGCAAAGAUCACAAAUUUCGGGCUUGCUAGACCUAUCGAAAAUGAUAGUGAAAGAGGAGCAUUACAUAUGACUAAACACGUAGUUGGAACUCAUGGUUACUUAGCUCCUGAGUACAUAGAAAAUGGGGUGGUCACCACGAAAUUAGAUGUGUUUGCUUUCGGGGUUGUAAUGCUCGAGUUAUUGUCUGGAAAACCGGCUAUUAGACCAUCAGCAACUCACUACAGUGAUGCUGAUGGGUUGUUGUUUAUGGAGAUAAAGAAAGUGUUCGAGGUCGAAGAUGUGAGGGAGAAGCUGAUGGGAUUUAUGGAUUGUAAUCUAAGAAAAGAGUAUCCAUUGAAUUUGGCGUACACAAUGGCUCAAUUGUGUUACAAAUGUGUGGAUGCAGAUAUGAAUUAUAGACCUUCUAUGUCUGAAGUUUCAAUGACUCUUUCAAUGAUUUACGCUUCAUCAUUGGAUUGGGAUUCAUCUGAUGAUCUAACAAAUUCAUCUUCACUUAGUCAUACUUGAUUCAAGGAUAAGAAUGGAGAAUCCUUUAUAGGUAAUGGGGGAAGGGAAAUUAAUUCUCUGUAGUUGGUGAGAAUCAACCGUAUUACAAGGGUGAACAACGAAUCUUCAACCAUUGGGCAUUUUUUUUAUCUUGGAUAUUUUAUUAGUGAACACUUUUGUGACAUUGAUAUAUGCUUAAAAAGCAGUUGAUGUACUUAUACGCUAUUAUUAGCGAAGUUUCAUGUAAUACUUGUUUAAUUUCUGUUUAAUAAUGCAAAAUUUAGCCAAAAAAACAAUUGUCCACCUAAAAA
Messenger RNA from Amaranthus tricolor (Joseph's coat), 2441 nucleotides. Its product is annotated as protein LYK5-like. The coding region runs from base 88 to 2151 and encodes 687 amino acids. The record is from RefSeq and is a predicted model, not a curated record. Gene Ontology annotation, molecular function: ATP binding; protein kinase activity. NCBI's taxonomy places the organism in Eukaryota, Viridiplantae, Streptophyta, Magnoliopsida, Caryophyllales, Amaranthaceae. Gene Ontology annotation, biological process: protein phosphorylation. The transcript has a single exon.